Messenger RNA from Beauveria bassiana ARSEF 2860, 729 nucleotides. Its product is annotated as Putative translation factor (SUA5). The coding region runs from base 1 to 729 and encodes 242 amino acids. Gene Ontology annotation, cellular component: cytoplasm. The transcript has a single exon. Gene Ontology annotation, biological process: regulation of translational fidelity. The record is from RefSeq and is a predicted model, not a curated record. Lineage: Eukaryota; Fungi; Ascomycota; Sordariomycetes; Hypocreales; Cordycipitaceae. Gene Ontology annotation, molecular function: double-stranded RNA binding; tRNA binding; nucleotidyltransferase activity.
AUGGCUCCCCAUAUUGUCCCGAAAGCAGGCAGCGUGCCAGCUAUUUCUCGCGAUGCCCGACAAGCUUUUCAAACACUCAAAGCAGGCGGAGCUGUCGUUGUCCCCACCGACGUGGGCUAUGCGCUCCUGGCCAGCACGCAAGCCGGCGUUCAGAAGAUCUUUACGGCCAAAGGCCGCGAAAAGAGCCACAACAUUGGCAUCAUCGGGACGUACCAGCAGCACCGAGAGAUUCACGUGCUGCCAGACAUCAAGUUUGAGUUUACCCGGGCCUUGACGGAAGAUAUGGGCAUGAUCGUUGGAAUCAUUGCCAAAUUUGAUGUCGUCAACCUUCACCCGCGACUGGCAGCACUGGAUAAGGCCACACUCGUCCAAGUCACAAAAGGAGACACGGUCAGCAUCGCAAUACCGGAGGGGCCUUUUCUGCGGGAGCUUGGUAGGCUCUGUGAUGCCGACCCGGACGGCAUGCUGAUGUUUGGGACCUCUGCGAACGCCACUGGACAAGGGCAGCGGUUUCGUAUCGAGGACAUCGAGCCAUCCGUGCUUGACCCCGUCGAUUUGGUGAUCGAUUACGGCUUGCAAAAAUGGCACACGUAUGGUUGCGGUGGCAUCAACUUUGAUGUCGAAAACAUGCGCGUCCUGCGGGCGGGUGCUGGAUACGAAGUAUUCAAGGACAGGGCCAAGAGAUGGUUCCCUCAGUUGCUGGAGACGACGGGUGCGGUUCUUGAAUAG